Paramecium sonneborni is the source of this 2168-nucleotide messenger RNA. Lineage: Eukaryota; Ciliophora; Oligohymenophorea; Peniculida; Parameciidae. The record is from the annotation of a GenBank genome assembly.
AUGAUAACAGACAGUCCUUCUCAAAAACGUUCUAAUAAGGAGAACUCUCCAAAAUACUUCUCAAUCACUCGGUAAAGCAAUAUCUCACAUAAAAUAAUCAAUGAAGUCUUGAAUAGUGGCUCAGACUAUCUCUAAGAUUAAAUGGAAUAGAUUGAUCUCACAAUAAUGCAAUAUUAAUGUAAUAUCAAAUAAAAGAUUACAACUCUCUUAAAUGAGUCAUCCACAUCUAUAGAUUAAUCAAAUUAUCAAAUAAAACUAUAGGAUUUGAGAAUAGAGGAAUAGAAGUAUCAUCUAUCAAUAAAUUAGCUUUCAGCAAAUGUAAAAUGAUUUAGAUAGACAAUAAACUAUUGUUUAUGAUUAUUAUGAAACAGAGUUUAAUAAACUGAAAACUCAAUAUGAAUUUAUUGAUUAGGAACGUCAAUUAUUUCUUAAAGAGCGCAAUAAUUUUUAGGAUACUUAUAAUUAGUAUUUAGAAACUAAAGCAUUAUUAUAAGAGGAUUUAAAUGGUAAAUUAUUAUAAAGAGCUGAACUUGUUGGUUAAAAGGAAGAACUUGAAGAAUUCGUUGAAUAAGUUAAAAAUGAGAACCCUUAACUUACAGAUUUGGUUGAAUAAAUUUAUAAUUGCAACUAAAAAGUUAGAGAUAUCAAUUAAAAUAUAUUUUCUAUAACUGACUCUAUCAAGAAUUUACAAUAAUAAUAAGAAAAUAAAAAAAGAUAAUUAGCAUCAUUUCAUUAAACAACAUUACUUGAAGUUUAAUCUCAUCAAUAAAGUUAAAAAGUAAAAGCUUUAAAAAAUAAAAUUGUACCAAUACAGAAAAGUUUGAAUUUAUAACAUCCUGAUUCAAUUCUUAAUGAAUUUAUAAAUUCUUUUGGAGGUUCCCAAUUUUAUUUAGAUUCAAUUGAAUUUUAAACUAAAUUAUAAACAUUUACUUAACAAUUUAGAAACAAUUUAUUUAAAUAAGGUAAUUAAGGUAAUAAUUGGGGAAGCAUGAAGGAGUUUGUAAUAUAAUUAGAAUCAUUUAUUUAAGCGUCUCUUUAAUAAAAGUUAAUUUAAAAUUAAUUAUUAGUAAUUAUUUAAAAAUAAUAUAAGGAAAUGAAAAAUGCAUUAAAAUAACAUGGAGACGAAUUAUUAUUAUCCAAUGAGGUAUGCUCAAUUGAUUAUUAAGUUGAAGUCAAGAAAUAAUAGAUAAGAGAAUUGGAAGAAGAUAAAUCUACAUUAGAUUAUAAAAGAGAAAGGUAAUAUAAUAUUAAAUUUAGGUUUUAUGAAUAAUUUCAAGAUAGAAUUCGAUAAUAAUCAGAAGAUGCUUUUCUUUAGUAUUAGAACUAAAAUGAAGAGAAUUUAAAUUAUAUUAAAUCAGAAUAUGGGGAUUCAGAAUAUAAAUCAAUCCUUGAUUAAACUUAAAAGGAAAUGUAGGAGUUGAUGCAGGAUUAAGAAGAAGUAAUAAAUCAAUAGAAUUUAGGAAUAAUUUAAUAAUACAAUGAAAUUAAUUUGUCAGUAUUACUUAUAAGAUUAAGCAAUAAAAAUCAAUAUACAGAUGGUAGAUUAAGAAAUACUACCUUAGUUGAAGAAUAUUGCAUAAUAAAUUUAGAAAGCAAAAAAAGAUUUAGAAAGAGUAGGUGGAAGUGAGAAACAGAUAUUUGAUAAAUAAAAUAAGGUAGAAUAGGAAAUUUAAGCAUUAGAAUAGGAGUUUAAGAUAAAGAUAGACCAAUUUAAUGGAUAGGAGAUGGAGAUUUAGAAAUAAUUGAAUAUAGUGAAAUAAGCAAUAGAAAAUACAUAAGAAUAAUUAUUAUCUAAAAGUAAGCCUAAUAAAGCACUACUUGAAUAAGAAAUAUUGUAAUUGAAUAAUCUAUUAACUCAAUUAUAAGAAUAAAAGAAAUAAUUGGAAGGUGUUUAGUUUUAAUUAACUAAAUCACCAUAAAGAGUUGAUGUUAGUAGAAAAAGUUCAAAUGGAGGUAUUUUGGCAAUAUCAAAAUCUUUAAACUAAUUUACAAAAAUGAGAAAAGAACCAAUAGUAACUAGUUUUAACAAUAGUGUAGUGAAAGGCAUUACACCAACAAAAGAUGCAUCUAAUCUUUAUUUGAUUAAUAAGUUUACAAAAUAAACAACUUGUAAGACCUCUUAAGAAUUGAGACUUAAAUCUAAUAUUUCAAUCAAAUAGAUUAAAUGA